Molecule: messenger RNA, 5411 nt
Organism: Megalops cyprinoides (Indo-Pacific tarpon)
Lineage: Eukaryota; Metazoa; Chordata; Actinopteri; Elopiformes; Megalopidae
Product: lysine-specific demethylase 4C-like
Exons: 22
Coding region: 166-4914 (1582 amino acids)
Biological process (GO): chromatin remodeling
Cellular component (GO): nucleus
Molecular function (GO): histone H3K9 demethylase activity; histone H3K36 demethylase activity
Source: RefSeq, a predicted model, not a curated record
UGCGCAGCAUGACGCACUCAAACGCGAUCUCUUCAGCAACAGCAAAUCUUAGUGGGAGGAGAGCAUAGACCCAAGCUAUCAUUAACCAAGGGACUUUAACUUAACAUAGGGAAAAUAACAAACAACACAGUAAUACACCACUUAAAACCAAGCACCGCAGGCACGAUGGCGGGAGCAGAGGUGGACGGCCCCGCCAACCCGUCCUGCAAAAUCAUGACCUUCCGGCCCACCAUGGAGGAGUUCAAAGACUUCAACCAGUACCUGGCGUACAUGGAGUCCCAGGGAGCUCACCGGGCUGGCCUGGCCAAGGUAAUCCCACCGAAGGGGUGGCGACCGCGGCGCAGUUAUGAUGACAUCGACGACCUGGUGAUCCAGGCUCCCAUCCAGCAGAUGGUGGCGGGCCAGUCGGGCCUCUUCACCCAGUACAACAUCCAGAAGAAGCCUGUGAGCGUGCAGGAGUUCCGCAGGCUGGCCAACAGCGACAAGUACUGCACCCCAAGGUAUCUCAACUACGAAGACCUGGAGAGGAAGUACUGGAAGAACCUGACCUUCCUGUCCCCAAUCUACGGAGCAGACGUGAACGGCACAUUGUAUGAUGAAGGUGUCGAGGAGUGGAACAUCGGCCACCUGAACUCCAUCCUGGACGUCAUCGAAGAGGACUGCGGGGUCUCCAUCCAAGGGGUGAACACCCCCUACCUGUACUUCGGCAUGUGGAAAACCAGCUUCUCCUGGCACACGGAGGACAUGGACCUCUACAGCAUCAAUUACCUUCACUUCGGGGAGCCCAAGUCAUGGUAUGCCAUUCCUCCAGAGCAUGGGAAGAGACUGGAGCGCCUGGCCACCGGUUUCUUCCCGAACAGCUUCAAGGGCUGUGAAGCGUUCCUCCGUCACAAGAUGACCCUCAUCUCACCCUCCAUACUGAAGAAGUACGGGAUCCCCUUUGACAAGAUCACACAGGAGGCGGGUGAGUUCAUGAUCACCUUUCCCUACGGCUACCACGCCGGGUUCAACCAUGGCUUCAACUGCGCCGAGUCCACCAACUUCGCCAGCGUGAGGUGGAUCGACUAUGGGAAAGUGGCCACCCAGUGUAACUGCAGCAAAGACAUGGUGAAGAUCUCCAUGGAGCCCUUCGUGAAGAGGUUCCAGCCCGACCGCUACCAGGCGUGGAAGCAGGGGAAGGAUGUGUACACCAUCGACCACACCCGGCCCACGCCCACUACCACGCCCGAGCUCCAGACCUGGCUCCACCGCCGCAAGAGGGCCAGGCCCACCACCAAAAGCAGCCUCCAUCAUCCCAGAACACGGUCAAAGAAACUGAAGAUUGUAGAGGAGGCUGCUGACGUAGAGUCGCCAGCAGGGGGCGCCGGGACCAGCGCCACGACCACGCAGGCUCCCAGGGUCAGGAAGGAGGCGGGCAAAGCGGGCAGAGGGGUGGAGCCGGAAAAGACAGAGGAGCCACCCUCUGGGGCAGGGGAAGACUUUCCUCCAAUCCAGCAGGAUGCCCCGCUCCAAGACCCUGUCCAAUCCUCAGGGGACAGCCAGACGGCCACGUGCAGGAAGAUGUGCACCGUUAGCGUGAGCCGGAUAGAGAGCGACAGUGCGACGAGCCGAGCCAGGCCCUCCCCUCCAGCCCCCGCUGCGGACCGAAGCGCCGGGGGAGAGCGGGGUGGGGAGGAGGGGCGGCAGGAGGAAGAGGAGGGGGAGCGGCGUCCUCCCGCCGGAGGAGCCGGCCACGGGGAGUCCCCAGUCCGAGCCGGUGACCCCCCCUCCCCAAACCCGGAGUUCGUUCCUCUGCCCGCUGGGUGUCUUGGUGGCGUGGCCGCUCACGACCUCCACGCAGACGUCUCCGCCAGCCCACAAUACGCCGGGCUGCGCUCCCCGGCGGGGGAGAGUCAGGAUGAGGCUACUUUACAGGGCGACGCAGUGCAGGACCCAGCGUGCAGUGCGGCCCCGUCGUCUCACAGGGAAGUAGAUGCUCAAUCACCGGUGCUUGGCGCUGACAAUCAAGCCCCUCCCCAUCUCAGUACCCAUGAGACAGAACUAGUAAGCCCUGUAUUAGAACAUCUGAGCUCAGCAGCAGCGGAUCGUAUUGCGGUUUCUGCCCCAGCGGAGCUUAAUGAAGAGUUCUGCCCCAGCCCUCAGCCAAACUGCAAUGCCACGGCUCAGGGUUCCGAGGAUCCCUCUGCGCCACCAAUCAGUGCUAGGGGAGACUCCCCCCCUCCCCUGCUGCACAGGAGCGGAGAGAACCAUUCCCCCACACCGCUCAGUGUCGCCGCCCCGGUGGCCAACAUCGGGCCCAGCAGCGAAAUGCCCUCUCUCACCCCCGAGCUGGCGGACGAGGAGCAGGACCUCCUGGGGGCGCCCUCCCAGGAGAUGCCCGCCCUCACCCUGGCGGUGGGCGACGAGGCCGGGGAGGCCUGUGGCCUGGCAGCCACGCCCCUGGAGGACCCCGCCGCGCCGGUCCUCUACAGAGAAACGGCCCUGCCCUCUGGGAUAAGGGGCGGAGCUUGCACUGAAGCCUCUCUGCUUCACAUUGAGGAGCGCAGCCAGUCCUCCGAGCAUCAGCAGGACCUGUCUGCGCCCUCGGCUGUUGAGGUUCUUGUGGCGUUACCGAUGGAACUCACCCAGGAGGAGGGGGGUGAGGAGGAGGGGGAUGCGGUGGCCUCAGUCAAAGAGCUGCAGACUCUAACUCCGGUCCCUUGCGAUGUCCGUCCCCCAGCCUGUGGCUUUGACCAGCAGUGUCCCAUUUCCUCUCACAGCUGUGAGAUGAACCCAGACACGGGGUCAGACACGGGGAGCACAACACUAACAGAACAAGCGCACCCUCUCACUGCCCCUCUCUGUUACUUAUAUAGCGCUCCGACCGAAAAUAACGGGGUCGGCCUCGUAGAGGAAGGCUGUGCGUCGGAUGACCGUGGUGUGGAGGCCGGUGCCCUCACCGCUGGCAUCUGGGACAGCCUGAAUUCCCAGGGCCCCGCGGUCCUGAUCGAGGAGGCGCACCCGGAAUUCCCCGUCCUCCUGCCCCGGGACAAGGACCUGGGUCACUACAGCCUGGGCUCCCCGAGCCACGGCAUGUGGAGCCGGGCGGAGUCCCCGGAGGCCAAACCGCGAGCCCCCUCGGCACGGGAGACGGGGGCGACGGAGGCCCCCCACGAGGACCCGCUGUCCGUCAACGGAGGGUACGACCCCCGCGUGAUGGCGAAAGAGGAGGCCGAGGGGCUGACCCCGCGCGGGGCGGGGAUGCUGGGUUACUACGGAGAUGAGCCGUCCCCCUCCCAGGACGGGAACUCGGACGCUGAGCGGAGCACCACGAGGGGAGGGGACACCAGCAGCGAGUCGACCGAGGCGAACAACCUCAGCGAGCUGGAGUGUGGGGACACCGAGCUGGAGCCGGGGGAGAUAUGCACUAGCUCCAGUCAGGUGGUGAUCAAGGUGGGCAGGAAGAGGACCGCCAAGAGCUGGCGCCACCCGCUGAGGAAGCCGACCGCCCGCGCCGUGCCCAGCGCGGUCAAGCAGCAGGCCGCCAGUGACGAGGAACUCCCGGAUCCCUCCCUGACGGAGGAGGAGGCGCAGGAAGUGGAGCCCUGGGCCAAGCCCCUUGUCCACCUGUGGCACAGCAGGAAGCCCAACUUCUUUGCCGAGAGGGAGUACAACGCCGCCGCCGCCAAGACGGAGCCGUACUGCGCGGUGUGCACGCUGUUCAUGCCGUACUAUCAGCCGGAGGAUAAGGCCGAGGAGAGCAGGGUGGUGGUGGAGGCGGUCCCGGGCUCGGCAAAGGCCCCAGGCGCCCUCCGGACCAAGCCCCUCAUCCCGGAGAUCUGCUUCGCGUACCGGGAGGAGUCCUGCCCUCCCAACGCCCUGCUGGAGGAGGACGGCUCCAGCCCCCUCAUCUCCUGCAGGAGGUGCUGUGUGCAGGUGCAUGCGAGUUGCUACGGCGUACCUUCACAAGAUGUCUGCAGUAACUGGUCAUGUGAUCGCUGCGUAAAUGGAGACUUGACAGCGGACUGCUGCCUGUGCAAUCUGAGGGGCGGAGCGCUGAAGCAAACCACCGACAACAAGUGGGCCCACGUCAUGUGCGCCGUGGCCAUCCCGGAGGUGAGGUUCGGCAACGAAGCAGAGCGGAGCCCCGUCGACAUCAGCGGCGUCCCCCCGCAGAGGUACAGACUGAAAUGUGUCUACUGCCGUAAAAGGAGCAAGACGGUUUCGGGGGCCUGCAUCCAGUGCUCGUGUGGCCGCUGCCUGACCUCCUUCCACGUGACGUGCGCGCACGCCGCCGGGGUGACCAUGGAGCCCGACGACUGGCCCUACGUGGUGUUCAUCACCUGCCACCGCCACCAAUCACGGACCUCCGGCGCUAAGAGCAAAGCUUGUAAGAAGGAUAUUGUUCUCGGGCAGACAGUCAUCACAAAGCACAAAAACGGGAGGUACUACAGCUCCCGGGUCACAGAGGUCACCUCACAGACCUUCUAUGAGGUCAUGUUCGACGAUGGCUCCUUCAGCAAUGACACCUUUCCGGAAGACAUUGUGAGCAGAGACUGUGUCCGCCUCGGCCCUCCAGAGGUGGGAGAAGCCGUACAGGUUAAGUGGCCCGACGGCCUCUUCUACGGAGCCAAGUACCUGGGAUCCAACACCUCUUAUAUGUACCAGGUGGAAUUUGAAGAUGGUUCCCAGGUCUUGGCGAAACGAGAAGACGUCUACACCCUUGAUGAAGACCUUCCCAAGAAAGUGAAAGGACGUCUUUCGACAGCCUCCAGCAUGCGGUUCCAGGACGCCUUCUACACGCCCAUGAUCCAGGGAGAGACCAAGCGGCAGCGGACGCCCAACUCCCGCUUCCAGAAGGACUACGUAGCCGACCUGGGCUGCCGCGUGUCCUCGAAGAGCGCGGGCGAUCAAAGGAGCGGGAAGGGGAAGUGAGGAGACGCCUCUCCUCCCGAGCAGGAGGGACAGGCAAACGCACUACAGGGCGAGGAAGGAAGGCCCAGGGGCUUUUACAGAGCGAACAGCCGCGACUGCAGUUUUCUGAAGGACGAUGAACCAUCAGGCGGCGCAUCAUUCAUAAAUGGCUCCCCCAUGCUUUCACAUCUGUCAGGGAAGAUGAAAAAUAAAUAAAUGAAUCUAUAUUUGUUGCAUAAUGUUUUCUAAAUAAAUUAUAAAGCCUAAAAAGAAUGUUUUUGUUUGUAUAUUUCAAGAAUUCCCAAACUUUUCUAAACUGACUAAGCUCUUGACCAACCCCCUGAUGCUUGUUUUACGAAUGGUGAUUAACCUUGUGUAAGCUCUGAAGUUUCCUUUUAUAUAUACUGUAUUACUGACAUUUUUUCCCCCUCUGCAUGGUCAGCAUUACCCACUACUGUUUCUUGCCUCUUCUGGGGAAUUUGUGAAUUAUUUGAUAUGUGAAGCUGCGAAUUGCGAAG